Messenger RNA from Candidula unifasciata, 351 nucleotides. Lineage: Eukaryota; Metazoa; Mollusca; Gastropoda; Stylommatophora; Geomitridae. The record is from the annotation of a GenBank genome assembly.
AUGGCAAAUGUAGAUGUUUUCGCUUGCGUAUAUGCUGCCCUCAUCUUGGCUGAUGAUCAAGUAGCAAUCACUGGUGAAAAGAUUGCAACCCUUCUCAAGGCAGCUGCAGUCUCUGUUGAGCCAUACUGGCCAGGGCUUUUUGCCAAGGCAUUGGAUGGACUCAAUGUGAGAGAUCUGAUCACCAAUGUUGGAAGUUCUGCUGGUGCUAGACCUGCGGCCGCUGCUGCCCCAGUUGCUGCUGCUGCCCCAGCUGCAGGCAAACCUGCCGCCGCAGAAGCCAAGAAAGAGGAAAAGAAAGAUGAAUCUGAUGAAGCAUCUGAUGAUAACAUGGGCUUUGGUCUGUUUGACUAA